AGACCGCAUCAGAAGGAUGGCUAUGGUCGGAACACAGGAGCUCGGUUGUCAGAUAUUGAAGUUUUGUAUUAUUUGUUCCCGAAUAAUAAAUUGAAGUUUUGCAUGAUUUGUGUCCGAAUAAUAAAUUAUAUAAAUAAAAUCCACCACCAAAAUCCGCUUUUUUAGAGGUUUUAAAAAAGGUGUACCAUGUACACCUUUUUUAAAACCUCUAAAAAAGCGGAUUUUGGUGGUGGAUUUUAUUUAUAUAAUUUAUUAUUCGGACACAAAUCAUGCAAAACUUCAAUUUAUUAUUCGGGAACAAAUAAUACAAAACUUCAAUAUCUGACAACCGAGCCCCUGUGGGUCGGAAAGGUGCAGGUCAAUCGGAACUCCUUGAAUGUCUCGCGCACUCGACAUAGAUGUCGAGUGCUCGAGACAUUCGAGGAGUUCCGAUUGAGGUGCAGGUGCAGGUGCUGCGCAUUAAAUACCAGAACUAGCAGGAUUGUAGGUCUGGUUAGAUGUUUAAUGAAAGAUGAAUUGAGGAUACUGCGCUGUCUACCAAAAUUACAGAAUUGAGGAAGUACUUGAUCAGGGAUGCAAUAUGAGUUGAAGAUUACAACACACGAUACACAGCGGUUACAGAUUAAAGGCAGUAUGGACAUGACUAUAGAAAUCCUCCUGGCAAUCUCUCUGAGCCUCUGUUUGUUUGGCCUGGUACAGGGACAUGGUCGUCUGAUUGAUCCCCCUAGCAGGUCCAGUAUGUGGCGCUAUGGAUAUAGAAAUCCCCCCAACUACAAUGAUAAUCAACUGUACUGUGGAGGAGUACAGAUUCAAUAUGAAGUGAAUGGUGGAAGAUGUGGGGUGUGUGGGGACCCAUUUCAAGGACCUCUGGACAACGAACCAGGAGGAAAAUACGCAAAUGGAAUCAUUGUUUAUUCCACAACUGUUGGUGCUAUCAUGCCUGUUACAGUGGAACUCACGGCUCCUCACAAAGGCUACAUGGAAUUCAGACUCUGUCCAAAUGAUGAUCCCAGGAAAAAAAUUACACAAAAGUGUUUGGAUGAUUUCUUGUUAACCAUCAUUGAGUCCAAAAGCACAAGGUACCCAGUGACAAUAGCUGGGAAGUACAAGUUUAAACUGCAACUUCCUGAAAGUGUCAGGUGUCGUAACUGUGUUCUACAGUGGAGAUAUAACACGGGGAAUAGCUGGGGAGUGGAUCCAAAAACUAACAGAGGGUGUAUAGGCUGUGGUAAUCAAGAACAGUUCUAUGGAUGUUCUGAUAUUGCUAUAGGCUAUACUGAUUUAGAACCCGGAUUCUCUCUGAUAACUAACCAGAUGAGUAAAGGAGACCCCAUCUAUCAGCCUGGUGUGCCCACCCCACCACUGGUUCCCACUGAACUGAUGACAUGGGGACCAGGUUCUCCAGAAAGUGGAGAGGUGGAUCCAGUUGUUGUACCUGGCUCUAGUGAGUCCAGCUCUAACGUGGCAUACAAAGUGUACAAGAAUUUCUUAGACUUUCAAAGCCAGUUUCCAAACAAGUACGCCAGACCAUGUGUCUGCCAUUCUUGUGUUGGCAAAACUUGUGUGUGUGAAUGUUUUGAAGGUGACUUUUCUGCUUCAUCUACAAACCAUCUCCAAAGUUAUCUAAUGUUAACUGUGUUUGUUAUGUCAUUUCUAUUACAAAGAGUGCUGUAUUAAGAGAUUCUGUGUAAAAUGGAUUUUAUGUCAGUUUUUCAUUUUUGAUACAGGAUUGUAUAUGAUUUUAAGAUAUAGAUUGGGCCCACCAAUCAUUAUGAACCAGCUAUACUUGACUGUUAGCUGUAACAUGUGAACUAUUGCAGUUAUCUUUUUUUUUUUCAAUAGUUAUCUGUCAAUAUCUGACAUUAAUGAAAAAUUCUACUUGGUGACCUUCGCUUUUUUUUGCUUUAUGAAUAAUGACCUUGGGCAGCAAGAAAUUAUCUUAUGAUUGGUUUCCUUUCUGUGAUAUUCACAGAAUUUAUUAUACAUGUAGUUCUAUAGACUUCAAUGUUAAACUGAUUAAGUCUAUCGAAGGAAAAUAUUAUAGGCUUUGUUAAAAAAAAUGUGAGUCAUUUUUAUAUGUUCACCUUCAAAAUGAUAUAGUGGUUGUAGUGGUCUACCCCACCAAUCAGUUUAUUAAUGUCUGACUCAAUGCAAUAUAAAAAAUGAUAUAUGCGUACAGUGUGCAGGAAAUCCAUGUUACAGAUUGUAUGAUAUGGCAGAUCUGCAAACUGAAAUUGAAAUAAAAGGACUUUAACAAGGAA
Messenger RNA from Ostrea edulis (European flat oyster), 2261 nucleotides. RefSeq lists its product as uncharacterized. The coding region runs from base 574 to 1677 and encodes 367 amino acids. NCBI's taxonomy places the organism in Eukaryota, Metazoa, Mollusca, Bivalvia, Ostreida, Ostreidae. The transcript is spliced from 5 exons. The record is from RefSeq and is a predicted model, not a curated record.